Aphanomyces astaci is the source of this 1264-nucleotide messenger RNA. RefSeq lists its product as hypothetical. The record is from RefSeq and is a predicted model, not a curated record. The transcript has 2 exons. NCBI's taxonomy places the organism in Eukaryota, Oomycota, Saprolegniomycetes, Saprolegniales, Verrucalvaceae. Bases 20 to 1219 code for a protein of 399 amino acids.
CGAACUUCACUUUUCCACGAUGGGCGGUAUCACGACAGUCGUGGCGCUAGUGAUUGCCAUCGUCGUGCACUCGGCGUACAAGGCGUACACGGCACCCCUGCGCACCAUCUCGCCUUACGAGCGCUUCUUCUCAGAAGACUACUACCAAGCCCGCCACUUGUUCCGAGAGGCCGCUCGAUCCGCCAACGCUAACCUGCAUGUGAUUCCGUACCCAGUGGAUGGUAUGUCCGACUUGAGCAUCGACGUCGCGAUCUUACGAGGGUCGCCGACAUCAUUGGUGGUUCAUCUGUCUGGCACGCAUGGCGUGGAGGGGUUUGCGGGUAGUGCCAUUCAAUCGGCGUACCUUUCCAACAAGACGACCCUCACGGCACGUCGUCAUGCCCAAGCGCCUACCCUUGUGUUUGUGCAUGCUGUCAACCCGUACGGGUUUGCCAAGCUACGACGGUACAACGAACACAAUGUGGACUUGAACCGAAACCACCUGACGCCGGCGGAAUUCGACGCCGUGCGCGCGCGCGACCCCAACCACGUCGGGUACGUGGACAUUGCGCCGAUUCUAAACCCCGUGGUGGCCGACGAUGUGUCAUUCUGGACGAAGUUGGCGGCACACGUCCUGCGCUACGGGUACGCCGCCGGCAAGCGCGCGGUCGUGGCGGGUACGUACCAUGACCCGCGCGGGUUGUUCUACGGUGGCUCAGAGCUCGAGCCGAGCCAUGUGCUGCUUGGCGACUUCUUCACCUCGUCGCAGCAUGGUCUAGCCUUGGAUGACGUCGAAAACGUCGUACUGAUCGACGUGCACACGGGACUGGGGUCUCGCGGCGACGACUCGCUCAUGUUCAACCACCCCACCGUCGGCCGCCGCAUCUUUCCUGGCCAAAACGUAGCCAACGCCGAAGAAGCGUUUUCCGGAUACGACAGUGUCGCAGGCUACGGGGUCGACGGGUACGCUGCGACGUGGUUCCCAAAGGACACACAUGUCCUCACCCUUACGCAAGAAUUCGGCACCGUCGACGGCAUCUCGGUGCUCCGCGCGCUGAGACUCGAGAACGCGCUCUUCCAGUACGAUCCCACCGCUCGCCUGGCCGCCGCGGCGCACGUGCGCGAUGUAUUUUACCUGCACGACGACCCCCACUGGAAAGCGAAAGUCGCCUCCCGCGGUGCCAGCGCUUUGCAUGCCGUCGUGGCCUACUUGACAGACUUGAAAGAACCGUUGAAUUGAGAGUAGUACUAUUUGGUUAAUCAAAUGAAUUGUCGUCGGCACAAA